Molecule: messenger RNA, 447 nt
Organism: Adineta steineri
Lineage: Eukaryota; Metazoa; Rotifera; Eurotatoria; Adinetida; Adinetidae
Source: the annotation of a GenBank genome assembly
AUGUUAGAUAUCAUCAAACAAUAUACAGGUAUGCAUUACUUGAAAACAAAUUUGAAUUUGCUAUCAGAUUGUGAUAUCGAUUGGAAUUAUACUAAUAAACUAAGAUCAAUUAUACGUGGUUUGUAUCAAUUGGAUCUACGAAGUGUUUAUUAUCGAGGACUCGAUUUAUCGGAUAUUGAAGUCAAUUAUUUUAAACAGAAGAUUGGUACAUGCUACUACACGAAUUCAUUUUCGUCAUUUACGACCGAAAAAAAAUUGGCUUUUAGUGGUAAUGCACUCAUUAUAUUGAACACAAAAGCAGGUAAUCGAUUAAAUAUUGCAAACGUAUGGAAAUGGAGUUUAUUUCCAAAAGAAAUGGAAGCAAUAUUAUCAAUUGCGGCUCGAGUGAAAAUUUUGAGUGUUCAUCACGAGGCUGAUCGUUGGAUAAUCGAAGUUGAACUCGUCUGA